AGUGAGCUUCAUAGUGUGGGACUUACAGGUGAAAUGUGGUGCUUAGCACAGUUAGUGUCUUUUAAGCAUUUUUCACAGAAAUUUGGUUGGAGAUGGACUGAAGGCUGUUCGUGAAGAUUACCCCCCGAAAUCAAGACCAUCUCGUCGGACUAUCUUCUUUGUGUCAGCGACGUGCGAAACGAAAAGGAUUUGCCGUUUCCAUUUUCCUUCUUCUUCUCGAGGCAUUGGAAUCCACGGAAGUACAGUCGAAAACUGUGGGAAUUUUCUGGCCAUUUACUUAAAAGCACACCAGGUGUUUGAUUAAAUGCCUACCUGAAAAAAAAAAAUCUUCGCUUUGGACCAGCGAUGAUGAGGCUAUACGACGGCUUUGUGGAGCUUCUAAAGAUUCAGAAGCUCCGAAGAAUUGUGUCGUAUACCGGAUUCUACUUCUUCGCGGCGGGCUUGAGCUACGCCUAUACAAACAAUACAACUAGAGCUGGGUAUUCUCGAGGCGAUCAAUUCUAUGCGUCCUACCCAGCUGGAACGGAGCUUUUGGUGGACACUACAAAGUUGUACAAAGCUGCGCUUGGGAAUUGCUUUGAAACGGAAGAAUGGGGCUCAAUUGAGUUCUCCAUCAUGGCUAAACACUUCAACCGUCAGGGAAAUUCAGCAUAUGAAUACCAUUCUCAAUACAUGGCACACAUUCUCUCUAUGGGACAACUUGAUGGAAGUGGGUAGAAGGGGAUGAUCAUUAGGCUAUCGGAUGAAUCCGACAGUGAGAAAUAUUAACCUCAAUCCAACUUAUUUGAUACCAAUCAAGUUAAUGUUUUUACUCCAGCUUUCAUGUAAUUAUGGAGAGAUAAUUGUUUCUCUUCAUCUUCCAUGUUUUCUCAACUGUCAUGUCUAUGUUUAAAGUAUAAAGAUCUAUGUUCUAUUCUUAUUGUCGA
Morus notabilis is the source of this 926-nucleotide messenger RNA. RefSeq lists its product as uncharacterized. The transcript is spliced from 4 exons. Bases 346 to 717 code for a protein of 123 amino acids. The record is from RefSeq and is a predicted model, not a curated record. Lineage: Eukaryota; Viridiplantae; Streptophyta; Magnoliopsida; Rosales; Moraceae.